UACAGCCUGAGGCUGCAUAUGUCUCAGGUGUGCUGUUACCUGCCCAGAUGUGUUCUUUCUUUUGCGAUGGAGGCAGAAGUAGAGUAAGAAGAAUUUGCUAGAGAUCUGUGGAAUCUACCUGACCAGCCUCAGCACAACAUGAUCUUUCACUUUUUCAUCGUUUGUCUCUCUGCAGCUUUCCUUCCAGCAGUUCACCUUCAGGACUACAACGACUUCCAGGACCCAUGCCCCAUCAGCUCCUGUAACCCCCAGCUGGGUGACCUGUUGGUGGGUCGUGCUGCUCAGCUCUCAGCGUCAUCCACUUGUGGUCUGGAUGGACCACAAAAUUACUGCAUCAUCGGAUAUCUGGAGGAGAGGCAGAAAUGUUUCAUAUGUGACUCUCGGCUACCAUAUCAUCGCUACAACAGCCCAAACAGCCACCGUAUUGAGAAUGUCAUCACAAAUUUUGACCUCGAGAGAAAGCUGAAGUGGUGGCAGUCGGAGACUGGAGUUCAUAAUGUCAGCAUCCAGUUAAAUCUGGAGACUAUGUUCCAGUUCAGUCACCUGGUCCUCAGGUUCAAGAGUUUUCGGCCAGCAGCCAUGUUGGUGGAACGAUCAAGGGAUUUUGGGCGAAGUUGGACAGUUGUCCGUUACUUUGCAGAAGACUGUUCUCUUCAUUUCCCUUCAGUGUCGACUGCGCCCGCCAGGAGCAUCGAUGACGUUGUCUGUGACAGCAGAUACUCUGGAUCAGAACCAUCCUCAGGUGGAGAGGUGGUGCUGAAAGCUCUGGAUCCUGUCUUUAAAACAGAAAACCCUCAUGCACCGAACAUCCACGAUCUGACCACCGUGACAAACAUUCGGGUGAACUUCACACGUCUUUUCACACUUGGUGACACACUGCUGAGUCGAAAACGCAGGAACCCUCAGGACAAAUAUUACUAUUCUGUUUACAACAUGGUGGUUCAAGGAAGCUGUUUCUGUAACGGACACGCCAGCCAGUGUGUGCCCAUGGCUGGAGUCCACGGGGACGUUUUCACCCAGCCUGGCAUGGUAUGGACAUGUAACUGCGAUCCAGCUGGUUCACGUGGCGGCGGUCAGUGUGACGCUCUGAGCGGUCAGUGCGUAUGCAAAGAAAAUGUGGAGGGUCAACGUUGUGAUCGCUGCAAACAUGGCUUCUUCAGCCUGAGGCAGGAUGACCCCACGGGUUGUCAGGCGUGCAGGUGUCAUCCUUUGGGGAGUGUUGGGCCAUGUGAUCAGCUAACAGGAACUUGUGAAUGUGACCCAAUGGCAAGUGGACCGCUGUGUGAUCGGUGUCUGCCAGAUUUCUGGGGUUUGGGAAACUCUGUGUUCAGAUGCUCACCUUGUAACUGUGAUAUUGGCGGAGCUCACGGCAGCACGUGUUCUCCAGAGGAUGGACAGUGUCGCUGUUUACCCAACAUGAUUGGUCGGCGAUGCUCUGACCCUGCACCUGGGUACUUCUUGCCUCCACUGAAUUAUUUCCUCUAUGAGGCUGAACUCACUUUCCCACUGCUAGGAGGAAGCGGGUAAACUUGGACUUCCCCCUUGCUGAACCCAGGAGGGUUACCUCAGUGUGAGCAGUACUUCAAAGAGCAAGGUUUUGACACUAAGUUCCAAAAUGGACGAAUUAUUUUAGUUCGGCGGGCUCGCCAACUUGCCCAGCAACAGAACAUGAGAAAGAGAUUGCAAACCAGCAUACCUCUGGUCCCUGGUUACACCCUGCAAAUUAUUCCCCGUCAAAGGGCAUCUCACCAGCCAGUAACCUGGACUGGCCUAGGAUUGGUCAGAGUGUUCGAGGGGGUGGGGCUUAGAUUUACUGUGGACAACCUCCCAUCUUCGACUGAUUACCAGCUGGCGAUUUCCUAUGAACCAGAGUCUGCAUCUGAUUGGAUGGCUAUAGUCAGUAUCGGCAAAGUGUCACCAGGCGAUGGAGGCUGCAGCAGCAAUCCAACAGGAAGUAAAACUGUGAUUCUACCUGGAAACUCCAGACGAGGUAUUCUGGACUCUUUGCUAUGUCUAAAUGCUGGAGGUCAAUAUUUUGUGGAUAUCACCUUUUACAAACAGCCCAGAUCUGAUAGUUCACACAUCCUAAUUGACUCGAUUAGUCUUUUUAAUAGAAUCGGGUCAGUCCAAAAUUUCUGCUCUCAGAGCGACCUCGACACUUUUCACUGUACUGGAUUGGCUGUCAAGCCUGGCCCUCAGGAGUCGCUACCUGAAGUCUGCGAGGGACUCAUCAUGAGCCUUUCAGCACAAAUCCACAAGGGAGCUGUCCUUUGCAGGUGUAAUGUUAUUGGCUCUACUGGACCAUCCUGCAGUAAACUGGGUGGGUUUUGUGACUGUAAGGCCAAUGUGAUUGGUCGUUGCUGCGAUGCCUGUGCCCCAAUGACGUUUGGCUUUGGACCUGAAGGCUGCAAACGAUGUGAUUGUGACCCCCAUGGCUCUGUGUCAGAGCUGUGCGAUCAGGUCAGCGGUCAGUGUGCAUGCCGUUCAGAGAUUACGGGUCAGCGCUGCAAACGCUGUCAGAUGGGAUUCUGGGGAUUCCCUUCAUGUCGAUCGUGUGAAUGUAAUGGGCUAUCAGAGGUGUGUGAUGGAUUUACCGGAGACUGUCUGAACUGCAGGGAGCACACUACUGGACCCAGCUGUGAAAGGUGUGUUGAGGGUUACUAUGGUGACCCAAUCUCCAGACAGGCCUGUCAGCCAUGUUUGUGUCCAGAUGUUCUGAGCAGUGGACGAUUCUUCGCCACUUCCUGUCAGCAUGACCCACAGUCCCUCAGGCUCAUCUGUAAGUGCCAGGAGGGGCACACAGGUGUAAGCUGUGACAGCUGCAGCCCUGGUUUCUAUGGUGAUCUGACAUUGCCAGGUGCAGUCUGUAAAGAGUGUCCCUGCAACAACAACAUCGACCCUGAUGAUCCCAACUCAUGUAACAGCACAACAGGAGAGUGUCUACGCUGCCUUCACAACACAAUUGGCCUGCACUGCCAACACUGCAAACCUGGCUACCAUGGCAACGCCUUAACCCAGGACUGCAAAGAAUGCUCCUGUGAUCGACGGGGGACUCAGGAGACUCGGUGUCCUCUGGGGAGACCCUGUUUCUGUGAUCCGAGGACAGGACAGUGUCCCUGUAGGACAGGUGUGAUAGGUAAACUCUGUGAUGAAUGUGAGGACGGAUACUGGAAUCUGAACAUAGCCUCGGGAUGUCAGCCCUGCAGAUGUGACCUCAUCAAAUCUAUCUCCAACAUCUGUGACAAGGUAACUGGACAUUGUCCAUGCCAUCCUGAGUUUGGAGGAAGGCACUGUGACGAAUGCAGAGAAAAUCAUUUUAGGAAUCCAGACCUGCAGUGUAUCUCUUGUGACUGCAACCUGGAGGGAACCAAACAACCAUCAUGUGACCCUGAGACUGGCAAGUGCAUCUGCCGGGCGGGUGUAAGCGGUAUAUUCUGUGAUGAGUGCACGCCCGGCUUCAAUACAUUAUUCCCAGCCUGUGAACCGUGCCAUCCCUGCAACGCACUCUGGACUCAAAUUGUCACUGAUGUCCAGCGAGCUGCCCAGAAAAUGAGGACACUUAUCCCUCAUAACAAUGUACAGUCCACAGAUAACCAGCACCUGCAGGAGAUGAUGAACAUGCACUCUAUGCUGGACAGCCUGGCCAACCUGAGAGUAAUCUCCCCACCAAGCAUGGAGAAACUGGAGAAAAUGUCUUUGAGGGUUAGGAAGGCGAAAGAUGCCAUCGACACAAAUGUGAUCCUGAUGGACAUGUCUCCCCUCUUCAACACUGAAAUUGACGACAUUCAUCUAGAAAUCAUGAACCUUAAGAAAAAACUCACCAGUGUGCCAACUAAUAACGUAAAUGACCAACAGAAAGCGCGUGUCUCAUCUGAACCUGUUGUAGAGCUGUUGGAUGAGAUACAGACGCUUUACAGAUUCUUCAUGUUGGAGGAUGAGAGGGUGGGAAAUGUCGGCAAAGCUGUAGAGGACUCCAUAGACACCAGACAGGAAGUCAAACACAAACUGAGCAUGUGCAAUACAGGAGACCUUGCACUGCUGAAGAAGAAGGUCACAGAGCUGAGUGUGGUUCAGCUCAAACAGAAGGUCUGUGGCGAUCCAGGUUUGGAGGACUCUUCAGGGUGUACUGGAGCUCUUUGUGGGAGUGAUCUGGGGAAAAGGAAGUGCGGAAGUCCAAACUGUAAAGGAGCUGUUCCUGUCAGUGAGAAUGCUUCAAAGACUGCAGAGAAGCUGAAAGACCAGCUCGUGAAUUUGCCUUCCAGACUGCAGGACACCAAGAACAAGAUCAAUAAUGCCAGUGAGAUGACUUGGGAUGCCAAAAACUGGGCCAGAGAUCUGCAGGACCAGAUCAACAACAAUACAAACUCGUGUGAGAGAGAGAAAAACAAAACCAGAGAGCUUAUUCAGCAAGUCAAAGACUACCUGAUGGAUGACAUGGUUCCUCCAAAGGACAUUGAGAAAAUGGCACAAGCAGUUUUGAGAAUCGAGCUCCCACAGUCACCUGCUAACAUCCAGUCCAUGAUCAGUAACGUCAACAAUUUGUUGAAAAAUGCCACCAGAUUCCUGGAGGACUUAAAGAACCUGGACAAGCAAGCCAAGCCAGCCAUAGACCUGCAGCAGGAAGCUUUGGAACUCAAGGAGCAGAUGGAGAACACUGAUGUGAAGAAGAUCAUUCAGGAUAUUUAUGAAGCAGACAAAGCUCAGGCCAAAGCUAACGACCUCUUGGAGAGAGUGAGCAGAAACAAAGAUGAGACCAAAGACAGGAUCCGAGAUGCUGAAGACACACUGGACAACAUCGAGGCGAGGCUCAUGAUUCAGACCAAAGACCUGCAGAAAGAGAUUGAAGCUAUGAAGGACAAAACUGAAGAGAACAGAGAGACAGCAAGAGAAGCCAGAGAGGUGGCAGAGAGCGCUUUAAACAUGACCACUGAUGCAGAGACGGAGCUCAGUGAUGUCACUAAGCAGUUUAAGGUUUUAAAGCAAAAUCAACAGAAUCAGGAGGUCAAGGGUCAAGCUGCUGGUCGACUGAAGAACAUCAUGACGGAAGCUGAGGACAUGAAGAGACAAGUGGAGGACAAACUCCAGCAGAUACAAGACAUGGAGCAGAAGAUCCAGCAGCUGCUUCACAGAACAAACCAGAAAGCUGCUGAAGUGUCCGACCUGCUGGAGACGGCUGAGUCAAUUCGACAGGAAAUCUCCACUCAACUAUACACUGACUGUACUGGAUAAAUAUACUGUGAUAAAUACCAGUGAGUACUGCAAACAGCAGUGCUGCCCAGAAUCUGCUGUAGCUGAAUUUAAUCAGAAUCUUAUUCACUGUUUGUACCUUUUUUUCCUUUGUUUCAAGUUUUCAAACUUUUCAAAGUUUUUCUGAUGAGGUUUUGAGUUGUUUUUAAAUACAGUAUGCUACAAUAGAAAUGCCUUUAGAAAUAU
This is a messenger RNA of Neolamprologus brichardi, 5433 nucleotides long. The record is from RefSeq and is a predicted model, not a curated record. NCBI's taxonomy places the organism in Eukaryota, Metazoa, Chordata, Actinopteri, Cichliformes, Cichlidae.